Molecule: messenger RNA, 861 nt
Organism: Penicillium maclennaniae
Lineage: Eukaryota; Fungi; Ascomycota; Eurotiomycetes; Eurotiales; Aspergillaceae
Product: glycoside hydrolase family 75 protein
Exons: 5
Molecular function (GO): chitosanase activity
Source: RefSeq, a predicted model, not a curated record
AUGGCUUUGGUAUCUUCAUUCCUGGUGGCCUCGCUGGCUCUCCUGAGCCCGACGUUCGCUCAAAGCGUCGAUGGCUCGAAGUAUAACAACCCCACGGCUGGACCUCCUGCGAGCUACUUUGCUGCCGCUACGUCCGUCCCCGUCGCGGCACUGAAGAGUGCUGCGGCAAAGGCGAGUACCGCUGCAAAGGAUGCGACUUAUCCUGUCAACAACGAUGGCGGUGCUGCCAAGGUCACCAUUCACAGUGACUGGUCGAAGUUUAGUGAGGGUGCCGCUUUUGUUUGGGUCGCCGACAUGGAUGUCGAUUGCGAUGGUCUCGACUACAAAUGCAAGGGAAAUCAGGAUGGACUCCCUGACACCAAUUUUGGUGCUCUGGCGGCAUAUGAAGUGCCAUGGAUUGUGAUCCCGGACAAGUUCGGCACUACUUACCAGAAUCUCCUUCCCGGAAAUAAUAUGUUCUAUGGAAUCUACGGUGACUCCGAUGGUGACGAUCCCGAGGUGAUCGGAGAAGCUUCGUGGCUCAUGGCGCGAACGUGCUUCCCCAAUGACGACUUGAACGGCAAUGCUGGCCACGGUAGUGUCGAUGUAACAUACAUUCUGUUUACUGGCAACGACGCCGUGCUUCCAGGCAGCGCCCUCAACAAGAACUACAUUACUAACUUCACCACCCUGCGGUCCAUGGGUGAUAGUCUGAUGGCUGCUCUGGCGAAGAAUUUGGGUCUAUCUGGUGGGUCUGGAAGCCCAACCACCACUUUGACUACAAAGACGACGACCGGUUCUUCCUCGACGACUACAUGCUCGUGGUCUGGGCAUUGCGCGGGAGCCUCUUGUUCUAACGAGAAUGAUUGCUCUGGUGAUCUG